CAACCCACUCGCUGAUCCCUACAACACUGCAUAUGUGGAGAGCAUGUUUAAUCCAAGACACUGGUUGUCUAAAACAACUGACUGGUACCAAAGUACACAAGAUGACCGACAGAAAUUGCCAAACUAGACUCGGAAAAAGCCUUCCAGUUCAUCCUUGGUAUAAAGAAAGACUUCACAUUAAGUGUCUGAAAGACCCAGUUCACAAGCUCAAGCUUUCCGAUGCCUUGAAUGGACACAGAUGGCGGUUUUUGACGGCAGGACUCAAUGAUUUUAGAGAUGGCUACCCUGUACCACAAGCAGGGACUUUGACACAGCCGCAUCAUGGAACCGAAGCUGUUAUUUUUGGCCAGUCUCGUAAGCCAAAGAAAUCGGCAACAAGGCGCUUUACCAAAGAGCAGGCAUGUUUCUCCAAAAAGAACUGUCUACGCGAGACACGUAGACGAUUUGUGGAUGCAGUGGAGCAGAGCCUGAGCACACACCCGCUUGCUCUUUAUCCACAUUUAGGAAGUGGCAUGACACCUGAGCUGUUUGAUGAGGUCUUGUCUAUCCUGGACCCAGCAAUGCAUGUCAGGAUUGAGACACCUCUGGCCAAACAAGAGGAAUGUAGCAAAGAAAAUCUAGUGCCAUGUGAAGGCCUUAUUCAAGAGACAUUACCAGAGGAAACAACAGAAUCUCCUAGCAGUCCAAUGCAGGAUGAGGAAAAAAACAGUUCUUGGAAUCCCUAUAAAUUGAAGGAAGCUAAGAACAUUUUUGCCAAAGAUGAAGAAAUAAUGAUCAACAAAAGCCUGCACGUCUCUUCAAUGGAUGAAGAAAUCAAUAGAGUCACCAGGUUGUUCUGUGACUGGGUCACCUCACUGGGUCAGGAGAGUAGUGACAUCACAGAGACUACAAUCCUGAACCUGUUCACUAGUGGUUGUGAAAAGAAGACAGGCUUAACAUUCCAAGAUGUUGGAACCAUUGAAAAAACAGAAGAGCUGCAAAAAAAAGACUACUCAUACAACCAACAACUGAAAGACUCUGAGCUUAACAAGGUGUACAUACCUAGUAGUAAAACGACAUAUGGCGCAUGGUAUUUAAACCCUAAAACAUGGAAGAAGCGGCCUCUAAAUGAGCCACUCAGAGACCCAUCAGUGACUAAAGAUUCUGAGCUUCAGCAGCAACCCACUGAGAAGGAUGAAGAACUAAAGCAGAUUCAUGGAGCUCAGGCCUUCAAGCAGUUCAUCAUCACUAAAGGAUUAAGAGUUCCCAGGUUUCUCAGUUCUAUUUUUUUGGAGGAAGAGCAGGAGAACAGGACCAGAGUGACAGUUGCAACAGCUUCAGCAGUCACAUGCCCACGAAGUAGCAUGCUUUAAAUAUACCCCAACUAUCAACUUUCCCGUGUUGCAGCUGAG
Silurus meridionalis is the source of this 1391-nucleotide messenger RNA. RefSeq lists its product as uncharacterized. NCBI's taxonomy places the organism in Eukaryota, Metazoa, Chordata, Actinopteri, Siluriformes, Siluridae. The transcript is spliced from 8 exons. The coding region runs from base 33 to 1352 and encodes 439 amino acids. The record is from RefSeq and is a predicted model, not a curated record.